Messenger RNA from Naumovozyma dairenensis CBS 421, 1566 nucleotides. Its product is annotated as alpha-keto acid decarboxylase family protein. Lineage: Eukaryota; Fungi; Ascomycota; Saccharomycetes; Saccharomycetales; Saccharomycetaceae. Gene Ontology annotation, molecular function: thiamine pyrophosphate binding; carboxy-lyase activity; magnesium ion binding. The coding region runs from base 1 to 1566 and encodes 521 amino acids. The record is from RefSeq and is a predicted model, not a curated record. The transcript has a single exon.
AUGAGAUGGGCUGGUAAUGCCAAUGAAUUGAAUGCCGCUUACGCUGCUGAUGGUUACGCUAGAGUCAAGGGUAUGUCAUGUAUCAUCACAACUUUUGGUGUCGGUGAAUUAUCCGCUUUGAACGGUAUUGCUGGUUCUUACGCUGAACACGUUGGUGUCUUACACGUCGUCGGUACCCCAUCUACCACUUCUCAAGCUAAGAAUUUGUUAUUGCAUCAUACUUUAGGUAAUGGUGAUUUCACUGUUUUCCACAGAAUGUCCUCCAACCUUUCUGAAACCACUGCUAUGAUCACUGAUGUUACUACUGCCCCAGCUGAAAUUGAUAGAUGUAUCAGAACUACUUAUAUUGCUCAAAGACCUGUCUACUUAGGUAUCCCAGCUAAUUACUUUGAUUUGAAGGUACCAGCUGCUUUAUUAAACACUCCAAUCGACUUGGAAUUACAUCCAAAUGAACCAGAAGCUGAAAAGGAAGCUCUAGACAUGAUCUUAGAAUUGAUUAAGGAUUCAAAGAACCCAGCUAUCUUAGUCGAUGCUUGUGCCUCAAGACAUGACGUCAAGGCAGAAACCAAUAAGUUGAUUGAAUUGACCCAAUUCCCUCAUUUCGUUACUCCAAUGGGUAAAGGUGCUAUCAAUGAACAACAUCCAAGAUAUGGUGGUGUUUACGUCGGUACUUUAUCCAAGCCAGAAGUCAAGAAAGCUGUUGAAUCUGCUGAUUUGAUCUUAUCUGUUGGUGCUUUAUUAUCCGAUUUCAACACUGGUUCUUUCUCUUAUUCUUACAAGACUAAGAAUAUUGUUGAAUUCCAUUCCGAUUACAUCAAGAUUAGAAACGCUACAUUCCCAGGUGUUCAAAUGAAAUUCGUCUUGGAUAAGUUAAACGCUAUCAUUCCUGAAGUUGUCACUGGUUACAAACCAACUGCUGUUCCAGCUAGAGCUCCAGCCAACAAGGCUGUUAGUGGUACUACUCCAUUGAAGCAAGCUUGGAUGUGGAAUCAAUUAUCUAAGUUCUUAAAGGAAGGAGAUGUCGUUAUUGUGGAAACUGGUACUCCCGGUUUUGGUAUUAAUGAAACUACAUUCCCAAAGAAUGUUAUUGGUAUUUCUCAAGUCUUAUGGGGUUCCAUUGGUUAUGCUACUGGUUGUACUCUUGGUGCUACUAUGGCUGCUGAAGAAUUAGACCCACAUAAGAGAGUUAUUCUUUUCACUGGUGAUGGUUCUUUACAAUUGACUGUUCAAGAAAUCUCUACUAUGAUUAGAUGGAAUUUGAGACCAUACUUAUUCAUCUUGAACAACAACGGUUACACUAUUGAAAAGUUAAUUCACGGUCCAACUGCCCAAUAUAAUGAAAUUCAAAGCUGGGAUCAUUUGAAGUUGUUGGAAACUUUCGGUGCUAAGGAUUAUGAAAACCACAGAGUUGCUACCACAGGUGAAUGGACCAAAUUGACUGAAAACAAGGACUUCAACAAGAACUCUAGAAUUAGAGUCAUCGAAGUUAUGUUACCAGUCAUGGAUGCUCCAGAAUCUUUGAUUAAGCAAGGUGAAUUGACUGCUAAGAUUAAUGCUAAGAAUUAA